Molecule: messenger RNA, 2425 nt
Organism: Rhodamnia argentea
Lineage: Eukaryota; Viridiplantae; Streptophyta; Magnoliopsida; Myrtales; Myrtaceae
Exons: 3
Coding region: 11-2356 (781 amino acids)
Source: RefSeq, a predicted model, not a curated record
AUUUAGUAAAAUGGCCAACCAGCCGAACCACCCCGUGGUCUGUUCCCCUCUUGCAUCAUUAUUGCUUCUUCCUUCAGACUUGGCUUCUGCCUCCUCCCGAUUUUCCUCUUGGUUCACGGUUGCCAGUUCAGGCUGCAAAAACUCAACUCCUGUCUUGUUUUUGGAUGAAAAAAACUCUCCGAAGGAGCUUGCACUAAUGGAUAAAACAGGGGAGGGAAAAUUUGAGGAUCUGUUUGAUGGGAAUUUGAGGAAAAUCUGGAAGGAGUGGGAGCUGAGAUCCAUGGUGCUGUUCACACUUGGUGUCCAAGUAGUCCUCCUCCUCCUGGGCAAUAGAAGGAAGUCCAGCCACAAGGUUUGGCUCAGAGUCCUUGUAUGGUGUGCCUAUUUGACUUCAGACUCUGUAGCAACCGUCGCUCUCGGCAUCCUCUCGAGCAAGCUGGGAGAGGCGAAUGAGAAAUCUGGCCAGCUUGAUGAUAACAGCAAGCUAGUAGCUUUGUGGGCACCAUUGCUUUUGCUUCUCCUAGGUGGCCCUGACACCAUCACUGCUUAUUCCUUGGAGGACAAUGCACUUUGGCUCAGGCAUCUUCUUGGCCUGGGUGUUCAAGCUGCAGCAACAGCUUAUGUUCUGUUCAUGGCCUGGACAAGCUCUUCUCUGUCUGUUUUGUCGCUUGUAAUGAUCCUGGUUGGCCUAAUCAAGUAUGGUGAGAGGACAUGGGUCUUGUGGUUUGCUAGCAAGGAUAAGCUCAGAGAAUCUAUGCUCACGCCACCUGAUCCCAGCCCUAACUACCCAAGAUUCAUGGAGGAGUAUAGCCUAAAGCAGGCUGAGGGGUACCACGUCACCGCGGAUGAAGUAAUUGAAGUUCAAGUCCCGGCCGGUCUUUGUGCUAACAGUGAUCUGUCUAAAAUUGUCGAUGCCCUGGAUAGCCAAUGUGAAACUACUGUCCAACUUACAGUUAAGGCCUAUGCAUUGCUUCAAAUAUUCAAGUGUCUCUUCGUCGAUCUGAUACUUAGCUACGACGACCGGGAUUUGAGUCAGUCCAUAUUCAAGGAUAUCUCGUGGAACGACGCUUUUCAACUGAUUGCGAUCGAACUUGGGUUCAUGUAUGAUUUGCUUUACACGAAGGCGAUGCUGUUGUAUAGUGUUUGGGGAUUUCGACGCCGGUUUAUAACUUUCUCCCUCACCCUCCUCGUGCUCGCACUCUUUUCUGCCGCUGAGAAGUAUCCCAAAAGCUCGAAGGUCGACCUUUACAUAACUUAUGCGUUGCUGGCCGUGAUCAUUCUUUUCGAAAUUUACUCCAUCUUGAUACUUCUGUCCUCCGACUGGACAGACGUGUGGUUGAGUGUGCAUAACAAGAGCUCUGCCCUUCACCGUGCUGUCAAAUGUGUCCAGUUGCCCAAACAGCCUCGGUGGUCGGAUUCCGUCGCUCAGUUCAGCUUGCUACGCUUCUGCAUCAAAGAAAAUCCCCAGGUCUGCCACGGUAUUCUCAAGCUGUUAAACAUCAAUGAGAAGCUGGAUAAGUAUCACUAUACGGACUUCGAAAAGGUAACGCCCAAUCUGAAAGAAAAGAUCUUUAGACAUGUGAAGGCGAAGUCCGAUAAGCUUGAAAAGUCGACGGAUACCAGCCAUAUUGGCAGGGUACUCCGUGGUUAUGGACAUACUGAUGAAAUGUGGAGCACCGAGGUGGAGUUCGACCAAAUUAUCCUCAUUUGGCACAUUGCUACCGAACUUUGCUGCUACUCAGACAGAAUAGACGAGUCGAUUCCGGACUACAGACUAAGCAUGCUCCUGUCACGGUACAUGUUUUAUCUCCUAGUCAUGUAUCCUUUCACGUUGCCCAGCGGAAUCGGGCAGAUCAGGAUCCGGGACACAUUUGCCGAGGCCAUAAAGUUCUUCGAGGACCGGCCCAUGAGAGAGCAAGCCAAAUCCAAGCCUGAAGCUGAGGAGAGCCGCACCUUCUUCAGGAAUCCAUCUGGAAAGAUAACGGAUAAGGCGGUCCGUAGGAGCGAGGAAGCUCUUCGGUUAGCUUGCAAGAUGUUGCUAGAAGUGAACACCGAGGUUCCGCCGACUAAAGUCAAGGGUGGCAGGAGCAAAUCGGUGUUGUUCGACGGAUGCCGGCUCGCGACCGUGCUAAAUAAACCAGCGGACAUAAGACUGAAGUGGGAGAUGAUCUCGAAUCUUUGGGUGGAGGUCUUGCUGUACGCGGCGAGCCAAAGUAGAGGGGAUUGCCACGCUCAUCAGCUGAGGCGAGGAGGCGAGCUUCUCACUCAUGUCUGGCUCCUGCUCGCCCAUUUCGGGCUGACCGAUCACUUCCAAAUGACUCAAGGCCGUGCAAUUGCAAAGCUCAUAUUAAGAUAGAAAUUUUACGGCGAUCAGCAUGCGUCUUUUAAUGCUUUCUUAAUCUUUGAGUAGAGUACCACAUCACUU